Prorocentrum cordatum is the source of this 641-nucleotide messenger RNA. The record is from the annotation of a GenBank genome assembly. Lineage: Eukaryota; Dinophyceae; Prorocentrales; Prorocentraceae.
GGUGGCUGCCAUACCGAUUUCUCUGCCGGUCGAGACAACGGAGAGGAGAGGAGGGGGAGACGGCAAGGAAGGGACAGGUGGCACGGGCAGAGGAGGGUGGGGGAGGGCGAAGGAGGGCGGGAGCCGCUCAGCACGUGCAGUCCGCCUCGGGCGUGCCGGAAAGUGCAGGGCACCAGGGCGCGGCUGCGACGCGGGCAGCGGGUGGCCGGAGCCGAGGGCCGUCUUCAGGGGCCCCUGGUCGAGCACGCGCGGGGAGGGCCCGAAGGAUGGAUCCUGCAAGCCGAGGGCCGGGGAAGAACGCCAAGGUCGAAGACGUCGGCCCGCCAGCGAGGCCUCGCGGGGCGAGGCGCGCCUUUUUUCUCUGCAGCCGGCGCGCGCACUCCAGGCCGCCUCGGGAGCUCCUGGCCGAGGUCGCGGAGGGGCUCUUGGGUCGAGGGGCGAGGCGAGGCGCGCUCGGGUGAGGCCCUGGGCGACGUCGUCGCCCCCCGUCGUCGCUGUCGAUAAGGCCACCCUCGCCCCUGCAUCCCCCCUACGCGCCGCAGCACCUCGCUGCGCGGCCGCCAGUCUCCUGGGCCGCCCAGCGGGCCCCCGGCUAAUUGCGAAUUAACCGCCUCGCGGAAGAAGGGGGGGGGAUUCUCCCC